Parnassius apollo (apollo) is the source of this 1020-nucleotide messenger RNA. The record is from the annotation of a GenBank genome assembly. NCBI's taxonomy places the organism in Eukaryota, Metazoa, Arthropoda, Insecta, Lepidoptera, Papilionidae.
AUGCCUCGCAACUACGUACCAAAACCAGGUGCUAAACGCUACAAAAAAUACGAUGAUCAAGUAAUAAAACAAGCCCUAGACGAGAUAGAUUUGACCAAAAAUAGCCUAAGUGCUGUAGCUGAAAAAUAUAACAUAGCAAAAUCGGUACUAUGCCGUCAUAAAAACCGAGAAAUGAAACCUCACGGUAGGCCAACAGCACUAACCAAAGAUGAAGAGCUAUAUUUAGUAGAACAUUUAAAUACUUGCGGCGAUUGGGGUUACCCAUUAGAUACAACAGACCUUAGAUAUAUAAUAAAAAUGUAUCUAGACUCAAUGAAUAUUAGGCACAAAAUAUUCAAAAAUAACAUGCCUGGUAUAGACUAUGUUAAUGGGUUCAUGAAAAGACAUGCAAAUAAAUUGUCCAAAAGAAUAUGUCAGAAUAUUAAAAGAGCUAGGGCGGCAGUGUCUUCAGACAUAAUAAAAGAAUAUUUUGGCGAAUUGGCAAAGUCUUUGGAGAAUGUUCCGACCCAAAAUAUAAUCAAUUAUGAUGAGACGAACCUGACAGAUGAUCCUGGUCGCAAGAAGGUGAUAGUAAGACGAGGAUGCAAGUAUCCAGAGCGUGUAGUCAAUCACUCUAAAGGGUCAAUAUCUUUGAUGAUGUCAGCCACAGCAGAUGGUAUUUUCCUGCCGCCUUAUGUCGUCUAUAAGGCAGCUCAUUUAUAUGAUUCAUGGACGACGAGGGGGCCUCAUAAUGCAAGAUUUAACCGGUCUUCAUCCGGUUGGUUCGAUGGUGAUAUUUUUGAAGAUUGGGUUAAAACAAUAGUUAUACCAUUUUGGGAAAAGAAAGAGGGUAAGAAAAUUUUGAUAGGAGACAAUUUGUCCUCACAUUUGUCUGUUGAUGUUAUAAAACUAUGCCAGGAAAAAGAUAUUCACUUUAUUUUUCUGCCCGCGAAUUCAACGCACCUUACACAGCCCCUAGACGUUGCAGUUUUUAGACCCAUGAAGAUAAUUUGGCGUCACUUAUUAAACAAGUGGAGAUAA